Messenger RNA from Labrus bergylta (ballan wrasse), 5705 nucleotides. NCBI's taxonomy places the organism in Eukaryota, Metazoa, Chordata, Actinopteri, Labriformes, Labridae. The record is from RefSeq and is a predicted model, not a curated record.
CCAAGGCAAGGCUUCAGUGAAGUAUAAAGGGAAUAACAUGGUGUCCCAGUGGCUGUUUAUGUUUACUUAAAGAAGAGAUUUGAAAGGGCGUUCAGCAGGACACAACGGACUCUUCUGUACAGCAAAGACUUUCUUUUUUUUUUGCACUUUUUAUGUUAAGAUUUACAAGGCCACUGGCAUGUAAAUCUUCAUAUUUCACUAAUGUGCCAGUCUUACAAAUGGAAAGGGGGCUUCACUUUGGAAACGUGAGCAUUUCCCUGGUGCUCCUGCUGCUGUUGCUGAAAGCCCUCAUCGGAUUCGGGAUCUCGCAAACUCCGGGCUCCGAGCCGCUGUCCGCCACCCGGGGUUCAAGUCCGACCUCGGGCGAAGAUGGUGCAAGAGUCAUCAUGAAGCUGGGCUUGGAGAACCUGGGCGCCCCGGUGCUGUACGGAGACGUUACUGUGGAGGACGACGACAACGGGUCGGCGGGAGAAGCGGACGAGUCAUAUGGAGAAAGUGACGGAAACAUCCAACCGACGAGGUCUCUUGUGAUCAUCAGCACUCUGGAUGGGAGGAUUUCAGCUCUGGAUCCUCACAACCAGGGCAGGAAGCAGUGGGACCUAGAUGUCGGAUCAGGGUGCCUGGUGUCCUCGAGCCUCAGCAAACCUGAGGUGUUUGGCGAUAAGAUGGUCAUUCCUUCACUGGAUGGUGCCUUGUUCCAGUGGAACCGGGACAGGGAGAGUAUGGAGGCAGUGCCUUUCAGUGUCGAGUCUCUGCUGGAGUCCUCCUACCGAAUCGGGGAGGACACAGUUUUGGUUGGGGGCAAAUCCCUCACCACCUAUGGCCUUGGGGCGUACAGUGGCAAGCUUCGGUACAUCUGCUCGGCGGUGGGCUGCAGUCGCUGGGGCGAUGACGAGAUGGAGGCAGAAGAUGUGCUCCUGCUGCAGAGGACUCAGAAGACGGUGCGAGCCAUCAGGCCGCGAUCGGGGAUGGAGAAGUGGAACUUCAGUGUUGGAAACUAUGAGCUGAAGUUCGUUUCUGAGAUGCAGUCGGGAAUUAACUUCCUGGAGGGAGUUGCGAAAGGCGAAGCCUGGAGGGAGAGUCAGCGGGUCAUCGUCGAUGAGCCAAAGGACAGCGAGAGCACAGAGAAGCAGCCAAAGCACAAGAAGAAGAAUCUGGACCUGGUCAUCAAAGUGUCUGUUCCUGAUUGGAAGGUCAUGGCGUUCAGCAGUGAGUCUGAGGGGCAGCUGGUCUGGGAACGUCAGUUCUGCACCCCAAUCGCUUCGGCUUGGCUUGUGGGCGGAGGUAAAGUCACACCGAUCACUCUGUUUGACGACAACGCCUACAGCAACCAGUCAGAAACGGAUGAUGAGGACGGUGAUAAAGACGAUCCAAAGAAGGCCAGAGGAGCUGCAGAGUCCAGCGUUUACCUCGGGAUGUUCCAGGGACAGCUCUACCUCCAGUCCUCGGUGAGAAUCACCGAAAAGUUCCCCACCAAAGCUAUUGGAUCAGAAAAGGACAUCAUCCCUCUCCCCACUGUCAAAUGGAAGCCUAUAAUCCAUUCCCCGUCUCGGACACCCGCCCUGGUUGGCUCUGAUGAAUUCGACAAGUGUCUGAAUAAUGACAAAUUCUCCCAUGAAGAGUACAGCAACGGAGCGCUGUCCAUCCUCCAGUAUCCAUACGACAACGGCUACUACUUCCCCUACAGCAAGCGUUACCGGGAGAAGCGAGACAGCGCCGUGAGCCUCAUCAGUGGAAACGGUGCCGGAGGUGAGACUCGCAGGAAGAAGGACCCCGUGCUGCUCCUGCCCUGGUGGAAGGAGAUCCUGGGCACCAUCUUCUUCUGCAUCGCCGCCACCACCUACAUCGUCCGCAAGUUCUUCCACCCCCCGGCCCCUGUGACAUACGUGAGGCAACGAAAAGAGUCGGAGACCCAGUGCCAGACGGACUGCAAGUUUGACCUUGAGGUUGUUGAAUCCAAAGAGCCAGUUGCUAUGGAGACCCGCUCCAGCGACUAUGUGUCCAGGUACCUGACCGACUUUGAGCCCGUGCAGUGCCUCGGCCGCGGGGGCUUCGGCGUCGUGUUUGAAGCCCGCAACCAAGUGGACGACUGCAACUACGCCAUCAAACGGAUCCGCCUGCCCAACAGGGAGCUGGCCCGGGAGAAGGUGAUGCGAGAGGUGAAAGCUCUGGCCAAGCUGGAGCACCCGGGGAUCAUCCGCUACUUCAACGCCUGGCAGGAGAGCCCGCCCGAGGGCUGGCAGGAGGAGAUGGACCAGAGGUGGCUAAAAGACGCCAGUACCACCGACUGGCCAAUGAGCUUCCUGGACCACAUGGAGGCGCUGUCAGUCAAAGUCCCAGUGUCCAGCUCAGUGUCCCCUGUCCCUGGUCCCGCAGGAGACGCUCUGGAGGUCUCCGUGGACACACAGGCUCUCCUCUCCAGCAGCACUGAGGGCGCUGCAGGAUUUGGUGUCGACAUCAGAGACCUGUCCUUCCAGCCGAUGUUGGGCCACGACAGCCUGAUGUCCGAGCGGGACAGCCAGGACCCCGACGCCUCAGACACCCCCCACUUUGAGCUGUGUCCUCCACGCGGGCCCAGCGACUGCACCUCGUCCUCCUUCGACAUCGUGUUCGAGGACUCGGGCUGCGACCGGGACGUCGACGCGGACUCGGAUUCCGCUUCCAGUGCAGCCAGUCCGAGCACGACGACGGAGAAGAACAGCUUGUCUUCCUUGCACACCAGACGGCUGGAGUCCGUCCCGCCCUCCUCUUCCUCUCCCCCUCGGCCGACCUCGCUCGCCCUGGCUCUCCCAACAACUCCCGCGACACAGCGAGUCCAGCCGUCGCCCAAGGUGUACCUGUACAUCCAGAUGCAGCUCUGUCGGAAAGAGAACCUGAAGGACUGGAUGGCUAAGCGCUGCCUCCCCGAGCAGAGGGAGCACAACCAGUGUCUGGACAUCUUCCUCCAGAUCGCAGAGGCCGUCGACUUCCUGCACAGCAAGGGCCUAAUGCACAGGGACCUCAAGCCCUCCAACAUCUUCUUCACGAUGGACGACGUGGUGAAGGUGGGAGACUUCGGCCUGGUGACGGCCAUGGACCAGGAGGAGGACGAGGACGAGCCGAGCGCCUUGACGCCCGCCCCACUCCUGACCCGGCACACGGGCCAGGUCGGCACCAAGCUGUACAUGAGCCCAGAGCAGCUCUCUGGAAACUCGUACUCUCACAAAGUGGACAUUUACUCUCUGGGUCUGAUCCUGUUUGAGCUCCUUUAUCCUUUCAGGACGCAGAUGGAGAGAGUGAGGACGCUGACAGAGGUGAGAGCGCUGCGCUUCCCAGAGUCCUUCUCCAAAAACAACGUUCAGGAGCUGAGCAUGGUGCGCAGCAUGCUGUCGUGGAGCCCCGGCGAGCGCCCCGAGGCGGCCGACAUCACGGGGACCCCCCUCUUCCAGGAGCUGGAGCCGCCAUUCCGGAUGGCCACGAGGCAGCGCUCCCACUACAGCGCCUCGUCCAUGAGCCGCCCUUCACGCCAGACGUCGUCUACCUGAAAAGCCCCCCAUAACGCAAUACACCCCCCCCCCCCUUUCACCCCCAUGUUGGUCUGCAGUUCAAGAGAAACGCCUCAGCCCCCCACGGCAUCACACACUGCCUCAGACAGAAUCACUUUAAACGCCACGUUGAACUCUGCACCCGUUCACUCUUCGUGGUUAAACGCCGUUACACCGUUAUGCUCCGACUUCACCUGCCAGCAAAAGAAUCUUUCACAAGCGAGCGGCGUCCCCUGUGAUGUUUCAGGACCAGACCCGGCUCAGUCUUUUUUUUGAACCGGGUCUGGUCCGGACACGCUCACUCGCUCGCUCGCUCGCUCGCCCCCUUCAUUCAUCCAGUGUUCACUCACCCACGCUACACCCUCAGGUAUCAAAACCAAGAGGACACUCCAAAGGGGCCUUUUGAUGCUUGAUCAUCCUAUCGACCAGUGACUCCUGCGGAUCACUGGUGCGAGCACUAUCCGGUGUUUUAACACCCAAUAUGCCUGAUUUGAGAGACCAAAAAAAAAAAAAAAAAAAAGAAGAAGACCAUCUUUUUUUCCUAUGUGUGUUUUUUUUAAACGAGAGAUGAUGAUGUAUUGAGGAGAGAGAGAGAGUUUAUGAAUCCAGUGAAUCAGAUAUGAUAUGCCUUUUUAGAAACGGGGCCUUUCCUCUGAAUGAAUGAAUGCCGAGCGCCUCCGUCUCUUCUGCAUGAACCCGACAGGAAGUGAAGCGACGAGUGUGACUUUGUUCUCUUUAAAGCCAGUACUUGGAAAGCGCGUGUACAUUUUUACACAAUAACUCUGUGGAGGUGCUCAAUCAUUUUCAAACACCUCCUCUUUGUACAUAAAUGAGGGAAAAAAUCUGUUUAUAUCUUCUUUUGUUUUUUAAGUGAGUUCAUGUACAUAGUGUAAGACGCCCAUUGCUUGUAAAAGGCUCUUUUUUUUUCCAACGACUGUAAGAUAGUGUGAAAUACUGUGGGGGGGGGGAGAGAGAGAGAGAGAGCUCUGCCAUUAACGGAUAGCUGAAUGUUACAGUGUGACCUCCAGAGACACAAUGAUGGUGGUGUCACCUCUUCUGGCUGUUUGAAAUUAUUCUCAGUGUUUGUUUUUCAUGUUCGGGGGGGAAGCGUUGGGUGUGCCCCCUUGCUUUAAGCACCAGAGAGAACGCCACAGGACCAGAGUGCCAUUUGAGGGUCGGAUAAGUGUACUUUUUUUUCUGUAACUGAUAACUCACCUCACACAUUUCUUGAUGAUGUUUCCAAGGAAGCGACACAAACCGCCCGCCGCCGUGAAGCAGGAGAAACUAGCAUUUAGUAAAGAAGAGGACACUAAUUAAUCCUCUCUGCAGGGGGGGGGGCCGGGCCUGAUGCUGGUUAUGUUAUUCCACAUGUACAUAAGAAGGUGCUGGGAGAGUGUAACCACACACACACACACACACACACUGCUAAUUGUAACGUGCUUUAAAAUGUACUGAUUGUACUUUUUCUAAAGGAUCUUUUUCUCUCUUUUUUAACAAGCGCAGUUUUUUUGGAUUAUCCUGCUGCAGAGUUUUUUGAUUACUGUAGAGUCUCGACUGUGUGUCCGAAGUGGAAUCGACAUCCGCUCAGAAGACGAGAAAGUCUCGGUGUAAAAAUUCUCUCUCCAGGCUGUUUGUCCCCUCCUCGUCUUACAGGAGGACACAUCCUCGUGUGUGAGGGGGGAGGAAGUCAAGCCACUAAUUGGGACAGAAGUCGUUUUUUUUUAAGUUUGUAAAAUGUAGGAAGAGGUGACUUAACGUCCCAAUGUUUAAAAGAAGUUCACUAAAGACGUGUGUUUGACGAAGUGGAAAGAGGAAACAAACGGUGUAAUAUGAACAUUUCCUUCCUGUCAUGUGAUCAAACAGUUUGUUUUUCAUCCCUUCUCCUCGAUGAUCGCUCAUGUCAACAUCACGCCCUCUUCUCGUUCUCUGAUGCCUCAGUCCCCGACAUGUAGUCGCGUGUUCUCGUGCACAAACCCCCCCCUCCACUCCCCCCCCCCUCCCCCCCUUGCGUCCACGUUGAAUUGUAAAUAUGUUUAUUUGCUUUAUUUAUGUUUCCACGAUGUGAUGAUCAAUCCUUUUUUUGGGUUGGUGUUAUUAUGAAUGCGCUUCAUGCGACUGGAGCGCGUUGGAAUAUGAUGACUUCUUACAAGUCUAAAUUUAAUAAACUGUUCUAUACCCUUU